ACUCCCGGUCCGGCCACGCCCUGCCGCCGUUGCCAUGUCGCCCCGCGUGACGUCUCGCCGCGGGUGAUGGCGGCGGCGGGUCGGGGGCGGAGCUGCUUCUCCCUGGUCGCUCCCGCAGCCGCGGGGGCUGGCGGCUCUGAGGCAGGGCUGGCCUCGCGCCGACAUGAGCUGCUCCGCGGAUGCCGCCAAGGAGAAGCUGCUCUGGAACGUGAAGAAGGAGGUAAAGCAGAUCAUGGAAGAAGCUGUCACACGGAAAUUUGUACAUGAAGACAGCAGUCACAUCAUCGCGUUAUGUGGUGUUGUGGAGGUGUGUCUCCUGCACAUGCUGAAGCGCAGGGCUGCCGGGUUCCUGCGGACUGACAAGGUGGCUGCUCUGUUCACCAAAGUUGGCAAGACAUAUGCUAUAGCUGGAGACAUAUGCAAGAAAGUGCAGGAUCUGCUGCAGCAGGUAGAAAGCAGGAAAAAUCAGCUAAAUGGGCAGGAACCCCUCAAGAGGCAGGGGUCAACUACAAGCAAAACUCCUGUCCUGACACCUCAGGCCAUCAAACACAUCUGGGUUCGAACAGCGCUGAUUGAGAAAGUACUCGACAAAAUUGUGCAGUAUAUUGUUGAUAACUGCAGUAAAUAUUAUGAAAAAGAAGCUUUACUGGCAGAUCCUGUUUGUGGCCCAAUCCUGGCUUCUCUCCUUGUUGGACCAUGUGCUCUGGAGUACACCAAGCUAAAAACGGCUGAUCACUAUUGGACAGACCCUUCAGCAGACGAGCUUGUUCAGCGACACCGGAUUCAUGGAGUACACAGUCGCCAAGACUCUCCUUCGAAGCGCCCAGCCCUGGGAAUCCAGAAACGACAUUCCAGUGGGAGCACUUCCGAAGAUCGGUUUGCUGCUUCAGCAAGAGAGUAUGUGGAGUCUUUGCACCAGAAUUCCCGAACACACCUCUUGUAUGGGAAAAACAACGUCUUAGUCCAGCCGAAAGAUGACUUGGAGGCAAUUCCUGGGUAUCUCUCCCUUCAUCAGUCAGCAGAUAGUUUGACUUUAAAAUGGACUCCGAAUCAGCUGAUGAACGGAACCUUUGGAGAUUCAGAGCUGGAGAAAAGUGUUUACUGGGACUACGCAUUAAUAGUGCCUCUCAGCCAGAUCGUCUGCAUUCACUGCCAUCAGCAACCAGAAAGCAGAUGGACAUUAGUUUUGGUGAGUCAGGAUGGAACUCAGAGACCUCCGCUGCACUUUCCCCAAGGAGGACACCUCCUCGCAUUUCUUUCUUGUCUCGAGAAUGGUCUUCUGCCUCGUGGUCAGCUGGAACCACCACUUUGGUCCCAACAGGGCAAGGGUAAGGUAUUUCCAAAGCUUCGGAAACGGAACAGCAACAGAUCAGUGGACCUAGAGGAAAUGCCAGCUGAGGACACUUCUACAGACUACGUGUUCAGAAUUAUCUACCCAGGACACAAGCAUGAUAACAUAACUAUUAACUACCACCACUUAGCUGCCAGCCGCUCUGCCUCGGUUGACGAUGAUGAGGAGGAAGAAGAUAAACUACACGCAAUGCUAUCAAUGAUCUGCUCUCGGAACCUCACAGCUCCUAAUAGGAUGAAAGGUACCAGUGACAUGAUAGAGAUGCAGGGCUUCGGGGCAAACUUGCUUUCCUGGCAGCUGGAGCACUUCAGCCAGGGCUCCUCCUGUGUCUCCUGUUCAACGGGCAGCUCGCCCUAUGACAUCCCCAGCUGCUGCAACUGCAUCCAUGAUAGAGCUCCAUUAAAGAUGCUGUGUGAAAGCAUGAAGAGACAAAUAGUUUCCAGAGCCUUUUAUGGAUGGCUUGCCUACUGCCGCCAUUUGUCAACGGUACGAACACAUCUGUCCGCCCUUGUGAACCACACUAUUAUCCCCCCUGACAAACCAUCCAGUGCUACGGGAGGCCUGACUAGAGAGGUCUGGAGCAAGUAUCAGAAGGACAAAAAGAAUUACAAGGAACUGGAAUUGCUAAGAAGAGUUUACUAUGGUGGCGUGCAGCAUGAGAUUCGAAAGGAAGUAUGGCCGUUCCUGUUAGGCCAUUAUAAAUUCGGCAUGGCCAAAAAGGAAAUGGACCAGGUGGAUGAAGACAUCGCUCUCCGGUAUCAGAAGGUAAUGGCUGAGUGGAAAGCCUGCGAGGUUGUUGUAAAGCAGCGAGAGAAAGAAUCACAUUCUGCCACGCUGGUGAAGUUCUCCUCGGGCAGCAGCAUCGACAGCCAUGUCCAGCGACUGAUUCACAGGGAUUCCACCAUCAGCAACGAUGUCUUUAUAUCCGUAGAUGAAACGGACUCAGCAGAGCAGGACUCAAAAAGACAGGAUGAUCCAACUUUCACCAUGGUGUCUGCUGACACGCCAGCAGUGGUUGCUGCUGUUGAGCGACAGUCUGUAGAGUUUGACUCCCCCGACUCCGGGCUGCCAUCAUCGAGGAACUACUCUGUGGCCUCGGGCAUCCUGUCCAGUAUCGAUGACGGGCAGAGCGUCUCCUUUGAAGAUGGGGUUGAAGAAGAAACUAGCACUGACUUGGAAAAGACUGAUCCAGACAUACCACGUCUGCAGAAAGCCAAAUCAGUUGUGCUGCAGUCUCAGGAUUCUGUAUCAGAAGAGCAGCUGUGUUCCCAGGUGGAUUAUUUAAUGGAUGUUGCUUCUGUCUGCGCUGCAUCCUAUACAAUAGAGUUAUUGGACACUGUUGCCUUAAAUUUGCACAGAAUUGACAAAGAUGUCCAGAGAUGUGAUCGGAAUUACUGGUAUUUUACUGCUGAUAACCUGGAGAAACUCCGAAAUGUCAUGUGCAGUUAUGUUUGGGAGCACCUAGAAGUUGGUUAUGUUCAAGGCAUGUGUGACCUCCUGGCUCCUUUGAUGGUUAUACUUGACAAUGAUCAGCUGGCUUACAGCUGCUUCAGCCACCUGAUGAAGAGGAUGAGCCAGAACUUCCCCAAUGGAGGUGCUAUGGACACACACUUUGCCAACAUGCGGUCCCUAAUCCAAAUUCUAGACUCGGAGCUUUUUGAAUUGAUGCACCAGAAUGGAGAUUACACUCACUUUUACUUCUGCUAUCGCUGGUUCCUGCUUGACUUCAAAAGAGAAUUGUUGUACGAGGAUGUAUUUACAAUGUGGGAAGUUAUUUGGGCAGCAAAGCACAUCUCUUCAGAACAUUUUGUCCUUUUCAUUGCCUUAGCACUUGUGGAAGUUUAUCGAGAGAUUAUCCGUGAUAACAACAUGGACUUCACCGAUAUCAUCAAGUUUUUUAAUGAAAUGGCAGAGCAUCAUAAUGCUGAAGAAAUUCUGAGGAUAGCAAGAGACCUUGUCUACAAAGUGCAGACACUGAUUGAAAAUAAGUGAUAAUGACCAGACUGGCACUGUGGGCCUUGCUGUGAGCUACUGGAUGGAGCAUUUCUUGCACUGUAACUUCAAAACAGUGUUUUAAUUGCAUCUUCCGUGUAAUGUAAUAAAUAUCGGAGAGAUUUGUAACAGACUUUUAAAUAACUUUUCCUUCUCCAGAUCAGGUUUGCGUUUCAUAGUCCUUGUUACACUCACUUUGUAUUUCUAGACAAAAUCUUUUUGCAUUCUCUUUAUUUCCCUCUCUAGAAGACUAUCUACAUAUUUGAGAUAUCAAAAGGGGGGGAUUUGACAUACUAGAACAUUUAUAUUUUGACUUACUGCACCUUUAAAGCCUGGAUGCAUGUUGUGUGCUCUGCCAGAACCUUCCAUGGAGCCAAGGCCGGAUCCAGCACUCACUCAAGUGUUGCAAGCGCUGAAUUGGGUCCUUGGAGGAGCACAUUCGUGGCCUCUGUGUCUGCCUUGAACAUGGAAGAGAAUACGUAUGAGCUCCUGUUGCUAAAACAUUUGUAUCUGUAUUAGCAGCAAUUGAAAGAAAUAUGGUUACCAGCUGGCAGAAUGGCCUUAAACAAAAUAACAUGGUUAGUAUGAGCAGUGAAGAUCUGGCAGCAUCAGCUAAAACCAUCAGUUCAGCCCUUGUUGAUGAGCUUAUGCUGCUGAGUCUUCACGGCCUACACCUUCCGCAGACACCUUCAUUUCACUUUGCCAACUUGUGCUGCAGCUAUUCCCAGCUGACAAGAUCUGCCUAGUGUAAUUCAGGUUCACCCAAGUUUAGCACACAAACAGGUUCCUUGCUCAUGGUGGCCGCUCCCACACGCUCUGCAGGGUGCCAUGAAGUUCAGAUCCUACAGAUCCUACAUCACAGAGCAGGGCCUCGCCUCUGCCAGAUUACUCACUGUGCUCUACCAGCCUCGUCCUCCCACUCUGCAGAGCUUUCCAGGAGGAGUCUCCUUGGGAUCCUGCAGCCACAAACCAGGCACUUGUCUGCUUGAGCAGACAUCGGCACUUGCCAGAUGAACCAGCUGGAAUUCUUGCAUGGGAUCUGACCCAUGCUGCUGCAGUGCUGUGCUGGUUUGUAGAGCCAUCCAUGCCCCGUGAAAGUUCUCUACUGCUUCUUUUCCUACUUAGCCGCAUGCUUGCAGCACCAGCAGAUGUUCUGCCUCAUCCUGCCUAGAGAGCAGGGGUGACUGGCAGUCAGCUGGGGUCCUGCCCCAGAGCUUCAGGUGGGGCUGCUGCUGUCCUCGUGCUUCACCAAGUCAUAUAAAAUGAUCACCUGCCUUCCCAGGGUGUGUGAUGUUCCUAGGCAAACGUGUAUCUCUCUGUCAGCGAGAGGGAGGGAGCAGGGUUGUGCUAACGGGGGUUGCCGCAGAUUUCAUGGAUACUCCUGAUCUGUGUUCUAGGAAAACCUAGGGACUUAAGAUUAAGCACUUCAAGUAUUCCAGCCUUUACCAUUAGGAUGACAACUUCGAAUUUUUGUGUUUCUGCUUUUUGAGGGUGUUUUUUAUCUUUCGGAGCAGAGAGCCCUUGGUCCACUGAACCUCAUAGAUAAAAUAACUCAUGCUUUUGAUUGAAUCACAGAAUCAUUUGGGUUGGAAGGGACCUUUAAGGUCAUUUAAUUCAACAUCUUGCAGGGAAUAAGGAUGUGUUCAACUGGCUCAGGGUGCUCAGAGAAGUUUACGUGCAUUAGAACAGCCCACAUGAGCUUUUAAAAUCAUAUUUUAGCAAGAAAAGGGUGUAGGGAAUAAAAUUGUUCUGUUUGAAGAUUAAAAUGCCAAUGGAAGCUGUUUGCUUUAGAACUCUGGUGUUGUUAUUACCCAAGCAGUAGGUGCUCCUGCUUUUUGCAUGAGGCAAGUGUUGCCCUGGGUCCUCAUGAGCUUCAGCAUCGCUUAUACAAGAAAAGGUAGAAUUGGUUCUAGAAAGACCAUCUGUGCUUCAAUCUUUAUGAUUGCAGUAAACUGAAAUGGUAAAUAAUAGUCUGAGAAAGGAAAAAAAUGCACAUAAAAUACUUCUCAGCUCAACAGCUAAGCCCUCCCUUGAAUUAGUCUCUCAAAAUUUGAGGGGAGGGUAAAGAGAAACCCAAACCAAAUGUCCUCCCAUCACAGGUGCAGCCAGAUGCCUUCAGGGACGAGGCUGUCGUUUCCUGGGCUCAUCAGGCUCACGGUCACGAAACAGAAGUGGGAACAGAUGAGCCCACUCAGUGCUGAGAAAGGCACUGUGGAGGAGGUGGCUUGGAAGGAAAGCCCCUUUCUGCACAUCAUAUGCUGCCAUACCAGCUGUGGGAGGCACAAGGGGAACCGGGGAGGAUCAGCUCCAUUGCUCAGGAGCCAAGGAGGGGUCCUGAAGGCAGCAGUGCUUCGAGCUAUGUGUCAGGCUGCUCUGUAAGCCAGUGCAUGGCUGCUGAAAGGUCUCAACAUACUCAGUUCAUGUCUGCCCGUUCACUGGAAGAGUGGAAUAGGGCUUUUAAAAACGACGGGAACAAAACUCCUUCAAUUCACAGAGCCCGAGGAAGUGAUGUAAAAAACUAAAAAUGCACUAUUUUGGGAAUGUUCUAUACAACUCUCUGCAACCUUCACUGUACUUGUUACCAUGUUCUGUCUCAUUGUAUUUUAUGAAUAUUGUGUACUGAUUUAUUUUUGUUGGGAGCAGACUGUUCUCUUUAUUGCUCAAUUAUUUAUGUUUAAAUGUAACAGAUGAAUAAAUGCUUAUCGUCAAGGCACUGUGUGGAGCUCUUCGGAAGCAAU
Cuculus canorus (common cuckoo) is the source of this 6081-nucleotide messenger RNA. RefSeq names its product small G protein signaling modulator 2 (gene SGSM2). NCBI's taxonomy places the organism in Eukaryota, Metazoa, Chordata, Aves, Cuculiformes, Cuculidae. The transcript has 24 exons. Gene Ontology annotation, molecular function: GTPase activator activity. The record is from RefSeq and is a predicted model, not a curated record. The coding region runs from base 164 to 3343 and encodes 1059 amino acids.